AUGCCAAAUACAGGCUCACUAGUUGCAGCUGCUAUAGGCUGCAAAAGCGUUCUUGACAGUCAACAACAGCUGUUGAUAAGGUGCUCUGCAAUCUUGUGUUUGGUGUCAUACGUCACCGAGAAAGAGGAACUCGUUCUGAAUACACAUGGUGACAAGUCACCGGGAAUGCUGUUCCUGGUUAUAAAUGAACGAGAAACCACCAGAACUGCAACCCGUCUUGUUACGGUGUCUGUGAGACACGGCAGGACUGCGUCAAGAUCGAGAAACACAGAGCCGAUUUUAGAGCGUAAGCCGCUAGUUUCAGACACCGAUUUCCCUACCGCAACACUUUUGCUUCGUUGCCUACAGCGGCAGCGUGCCUCAUCUCGAGUGUCUUGCCUGCCUGUUUACAUCAUGGAGAAGCACAUGUAUUGCCUUGUUUUCUUCUCGUUGGCGCUUUUCCCGGGUCAGCAAUUGCAGAAUGGUGCAUGGGCUCAGCGGAGCUUCCGACACCGAGGAGCCUCGGUUUCUUCCUCUUCAUUCAUUACCAGCAGUAGCAGUCACACACCUUUCCGGGGGAGUGCAGUGAUUUCAUCGACAACGCCUUACACAACGUUCGGCUCGAGCAGUGGAAUCAGCUCUUACUCGCCUGUCAGUGCCGAUAGCACUUUCUUCUACCCGUCCGGUCCCUCAACAUACGAGCCGCACACAUUCCGAAGCCCGUCAUCGUCUUCAUACAGCAGUUUUGGCUCAUUUUCGAUUCCUGUAAGUGACUCAGAGGUGGGGUCCUACCAAACUUUGAGUUCCACACCUGGCAGCACCUAUUUCCCAAGUAGCUUCACGGGAUCCAGCAUCGCCGCCUCAGAUAGCUACGCUGUCGGAGGCAGCGGGCGACGGGGAAGAAACAGGAGUUCCUUCGUGUUGUCGAACGAUAUUCCGUCGGCGUCUAUCGUCAGCAGCACUGACGCAUUUGUUCCCGCGAGUGGUUCCUCCUCCGUUGUUAACAGCGACUUUCAAUUUUCCUAUACUCCUCACCGGAGCGGCUCCUCCAGAGGAACAGCCAUUCCCGUGAUCGCACCAGGGACCAUAUCCGGCUCUUCGCCGUUUACGGUUUUCCAUGAAGCGGACGACAACGGCGACUUUGUUUCCACCUAUGCACCCAGGCCAUUCAACAGCGAGGUGGGAGCGUUUGAAUCUCUCACCGACUCAGGGGUGCGGUCAACGCCAACUGGUGAGACUACGGCUCGCGGCAGGGGAAGCAUGUCCAGGCGGAGGGAGGGGUCGACCACAGCGACUCACACAGCCGCUCCUGCUUCACCUAACUCGGGAUUCUCCAAUGGAUCGGCGCGGACGACAACGUCGACUACGACGGCGCCGACCGUUUCAACAGACAGUCAGAGUUCAGCUACCAACGACAGUGCGGGUUUCGAAGUAUCGAGGGAGAUGCCAGGAGACGUCAUUGUCGAGGAGAGAGACGGCCAGUUCAUUUAUUUCUUCGUUGAAGAGGACGGUCGACGCACGCAGCUCGAGAACGCACCCCCAUUAGAGGAAAUGGAACCUGAUAGUUUUUUUACCGAGCAAUACCUGCUAGAUAAACCCAUAAAGCUCCUUGACCACGAACAACAGGAAAAGGCAUAUAAAGCGCGUAUGGAGAAGCCGACAAACACCACGAGAAUCAGCCUGACGAGUCCAACCGGAGAAACGCAUACCAUCACGACGGAGGAAGAGAGACAAGAUGGUCUCGGUCUCAUGGCUCUUCCACCCCGUCAACGAGAGCUCGGCCUUCUUUGAGAGUUUCGUCGGCCGCCCAUCCACGCAAAUGACAAUUUCCUCUUCCGGAUGAGAUGUACAUGCUACCACGGAGAGAUCGUCCAGCCCAUGUUUGCCCGAUCGACGGCGGCUUUCAGUGCGAGCGCCGAAAGGACCCAGAAACAGAUGAAUCGAGUUGUGCAUGGAUGUGCCUUUGUGUCGGUUUUCGUUGUGUAUUGAAAUGGAUGACUUAAUACUAACUGGCCGUGCUUUUCGACACGACAGGUCUGAUAUGCUUUCGAAUCUGUGAACAGUACAGGUUGCGAAGUUUGUGAGCCUUGCCUUCGUGAAGAUGAGUGGAGAAA
Toxoplasma gondii ME49 is the source of this 2093-nucleotide messenger RNA. RefSeq lists its product as hypothetical. The record is from RefSeq and is a predicted model, not a curated record. Lineage: Eukaryota; Apicomplexa; Conoidasida; Eucoccidiorida; Sarcocystidae. The transcript is spliced from 2 exons. Bases 1 to 1770 code for a protein of 589 amino acids.